AUGUCGGUCUGUCAGCCAUCAGCGACACCGCGACACCGCGCUCGGCUCACCAUGCUCAGCCCCACCCCGACCACGGAUCUCUACCGCGUCGCCCUGUAUCUACACCUGCGGUCACACAGCGCAGCGUCGCUCCCCUCCCCAGCCCUCAGAAUAUGGAAAACCCUGCCCCACCUGAAGGCAGUGGUGAUUUAUCGAGAAUCUCCUCCAGAGAAGAUGGCCAACAUGUACACGAUGGAAGAAGUCCUGGAGCUGGGGGCCCAGGUGCCUGAGGAAGACCUGGACACCGUCAUCGACAUGCAGCGGCCCAACCAGUGCUGUGUGCUGAUCUACACGUCUGGGACCACCGGACCGCCGAAGGGCGUGAUGCUGAGUCAGGACAAUAUCACGUGGAUGGCACGGUACGGCAUCCAGAGCAGCAGCGCCUUUCAUUCACAAGCCAAACGGGAAGCGACGGUCAGCUACCUGCCCCUCAGCCACAUCACCGCCCAGAUGUACGACCUGUGGACAGGCAUGUACUGGGGGAUGAAGAUCUGCUUUGCUGAACCCAACGCCCUGAAGGGGAGCAUUGUGGACACGCUGCGGGAGGUGGAGCCUACGAUAUACCUCGCGGUGCCUCGGAUGUGGGAGAAGAUCAUGGAGCGCAUCCAGGAGGUGAUGGCCAGGUUGGGCUUCAUCCGGCGCAGGAUGCUGCUGUGGGCCAUGUCGGUGAUGCUGGAGCAGAACCUCACCUGCCUGGGCAGUGACCGGAAGCCCGUCAAAGCCAGGCUGGUGGAUUACCUGGUGCUGGCCAAGGUCCGCCAGGCGCUGGGCUUUGCCAGGUGCCAGUUGUGCUUCUGUGGAGCUGCCCCCAUGACUGUGGAGGCUGAGCGCGUCUUCCUGGGCCUCAACCUCCGCUUGUACUCAGGCUACGGCCUCAGCGAGGCCUCGGGCUCCCACUUCGUAUCCAGCCCCAACAACUACCGGCUGUACAGCUCUGGCAAGUGAGUGCCCGGCUGCCAGGUAAAGCUGACGAACCAGGACGCAGAUGGCACCGGCAAGAUCUGCCUGUGGGGCCGUGACAUCUUCAUGGGUUACCUGAACAAGGAGGACAAGACGCGUGAGGCCAUCGACGCUGACGGCUGGCUGCACACCGGUGACAUCGGCCGCCUGGACGCCCACGGCUUUCUCUACAUCACCGGGCGUCUCAAAGAACUCAUCAUCACAUCCGGCGGGGAGAACGUGGCCCCGAAACCCAUUGAGGACGCCGUGAGGAAGGAGCUGCCCAUCGUCAGCUGCGCCAUGCUGAUUGGGGACCAGAGGAAGUUCCUGUCCAUGCUGCUCACCCUGAAGUGCGUUCUGGACCCGGACACGUCGGACCCGACUGACCACCUGGCCGAGCAGGCCGUGGAGUUCUGCCAGCGGGUGGGCAGCACAGCCACCACAGUGUCCGAGAUCGUGGGGACGAAGGAUGAGGCUGUGUACCGGGCCAUUGAAGAGGGCAUCCAGAGGGUCAACAGGAAUGCGAUGGCCCAGCCCUACCGCAUCCAGAAGUGAGCUGUUCUCGAGAGGGACUUCUCCAUCUCGGGUGGAGAGCUGGGUCCCACGAUGAAACUGAAACGGUUCACGGUCUUGGAGAAGCACAAAGCCGUCAUCGACUCCUUCUACCAAGAGCACGGCAAGUGACCGGGUCCCCCGGCGUCUCACGAAGGCGGCGGGGGCGUGUUCCCGAGCCCGCGUCCUCUUGGGUCAGGGCACGCAGACUCCCGGCGGGUCUCCUAGGCCCCCCUGGCCCGUUGCGGCACCGGAGUCUGCACUUGCUAGGUCUCGUGCACUCACUAGGUCUCGUGCCCACGACAGCUGACGAUUCCGAAGCUGCGUGUGUCUAGUUUUAAGAGUUGCUUUUUGUUCAGGUGACAGGAGACCAGUUCUCCUUCCAGACCUAAACAGCUGACAGAUUUUGGCCUUAGUUCCAGGUAGAUUUUAUGGCUGCUGGCUCACCGGGUAGGCGGUGUGGGGAGGAGGGGAAGUCGGCUCGUGUUGCCACGUGUGCUGCGGGAAAGCCAACGGUUGUCACUCACUCGCCCCUUCUGGGGCCCGGUUGGGAUCCGCUGACCUGCCGCUCCUUUCCUGGGCUUUCCUCCACACGCACGCCAGCUGACGCGAUGCUUCCUAGACCUGCUGCUUACAUUUCACGUGUCAUUUGGAUGUUAAACUCCUUAACAGAAUUGUCGGCAAGGACCUGAUUUUUUUUUUGUCAAGCAGGUGGAACCCGUCCAGGGAGCGCUGGGUGUUUAACCCACAGGGCUGUGCGCGACAGGCAUGUGGGUGACCACUGGCGCCUGGCGUGAGCGAAGGCGCCAAAGGGUCAGGUGGAGCACUCCAGGCAAGCGGCCGGCUCUGCAGGUGCCGCCACCUUGCCACCCCUGCCCUGACACCUGACGCUGCCAUUCACAGUACAAGCCGAGCCACACCGACCCGAGGCAUCUGACGGAAACAGGGAGAGAAAGCAUGUGUCUCGGUCAGUUUUGGAAUUCUUUAUUAGCGAGCCCCAAAAUAAUUAGCACAAUCCCAUAAAACAGAGGAAGCGGCAGCUUGCACAGAGCACAGUACACGUAAGGUUGUAAGUCUGGUUACGAGCCUAGAGCGGCACCCAGACAGGGAUAUUUGUCCUU
Molecule: messenger RNA, 2651 nt
Organism: Pteropus alecto (black flying fox)
Lineage: Eukaryota; Metazoa; Chordata; Mammalia; Chiroptera; Pteropodidae
Gene: ACSBG1
Product: acyl-CoA synthetase bubblegum family member 1
Exons: 10
Cellular component (GO): membrane; endoplasmic reticulum
Molecular function (GO): long-chain fatty acid-CoA ligase activity
Source: RefSeq, a predicted model, not a curated record